AUGGACAGCUCUCUGCCCCUCGUCGACCGGGCACUUGCGAUCUUCGUGGUGUCUGUUGUGAUGAUGGGUAUCUCGGUCGUGGCAGUUGUUCUACGUAGCUUUGUUCGCUUGUACUUAGUGCGAGCCUUCGGAUGGGAUGAUGCUCUCAUGGUUCUUGCCUUGACACUCUUCGUAAUCUUUGGCAUCUGUUGUACGAUUGGCUCAAUGAGCGGAGUCGGUCAUAGAAUGGUCGAGUUCAGGGGUCCAGAGGCAUUGGAUGAGCUUAAAAAAUCACUACUGUGGUGGUGGCUGGGUCAGAUGCUUUAUAUUUGGUCGUCUACUGUCGCCAAAGUAUCCAUAUCCAUGACGCUCCUGCGUCUAGCCGCGCGAAGAUUGCAUCGCAUCAUCCUGUGGGCCGUUAUUGCCCUCGAUGUCGUCAUUGGACUCAUGUUCUGUCUCAUUCUGCUACUGGACUGCAAUCCCGUCUCCUAUUUCUGGCACCGUGUGGACCCUCGCAGUUCGGGAACAUGCGUGUCCGGGGACGUUCUUUUGGCGAUUGCCUAUCUCUACAGUUUGCUCACUAUCUUCUGCGAUUUGACUCUCGGGGUCAUGCCCGCCCUGCUGGUAUGGAGUCUGCAGAUGAAUAGGAAGACAAAGAUCGCCCUUGGCGGGAUUCUCGGUUUGGGAGCUGUUGCGAGUGUUGCAGUGAUUAUCCGAUUCCCGUUCCUUCAUUACUACGGAGAUAAGGAUUUUCUGUACUCCACCUACCAAAUCGCAAUCUGGUCCAUAAUGGAAACCGGACUCGGCAUCACAGCCGGCAGCCUUGCCACUCUCCGACCCCUGUUCCGCUGGUUUCUGGACGGCAACCUGUCCGGUCGUCACAGACGCAGUGCCAAACGCAAUGACAGACAAUACCCGCUUUCUAGCUUGCCGGAUGAUCCACCGAAGAAGGAUUCUCGCGAUCCAAGCUACUGGCGCCCUGACCUCCCGGAGGAAUUUUCCAACGUUGUGGUGACCACCAUCUCGUCGCCUAUGGCGCGUAGUAGUCAUCUGAAUGACGACCACAGCAGCCAGGAGGAACUUAGUCUUCCUGAGGACUCUUGGGACCGUUACCAGGUCAACAUCCACAAGACGUUCCAGUUGACUACCGCGCCUUCUUGA
Molecule: messenger RNA, 1140 nt
Organism: Aspergillus viridinutans
Lineage: Eukaryota; Fungi; Ascomycota; Eurotiomycetes; Eurotiales; Aspergillaceae
Exons: 5
Coding region: 1-1140 (379 amino acids)
Source: RefSeq, a predicted model, not a curated record